AUUAAAAAAUUAAUAAUCUAUUGCGGAAGUACGAAUUAGUAUUCAAAUUCUGCGAAUUGAAAAGAGACAUCGACACAUCGACACAGUCUUGCUAAAUCACAAGAUCAUAAUACAAUAACUAACACUCAACGAAUAAUUAUAAUAUAAUAAUAAUUAUAAUACCCGAUGGUCAGUAUUCGCAUAGUUGCUUCGACGUCAAUCGCCAUUAGUUUCCCCAAAUAAUGGAAUCUUUUCGUGUUUCAGCUGGUGCUCUCAUGGACGAACUUAACAUGUUGGAUCCGAACAUCAGUGACUUAGACACAAUCAGUGCACCUCUACAUCGUGGCCAGACAACGCCAGCGCACGAACAACGUUUCAUGUGCGGGGAGUGCGGCAAAGGAUAUAAAUGGAUGGAUAAUUUGCGAAGACAUCAGAGACUGGAGUGCGGCAAGCUGCCCAAGUUCCACUGCAAAAUCUGCAUGAAAAUGUUUUACCGUCGAUACGAACUGACAAAUCACAUGAACAUGAAACAUCAUAUGUAGUUAACUUUUUCGUGAUAGGUGUUUUGCGCUCUAAAGAAUACUAUUGUUUUUUAUCCUUACAUUACUGUUAUAUUUACGAUGGAAGACUGAAUUACAUAGAAAUCACCGAUCAACAUUUCAUGGUGUUUCCAUCGGCGCUGUGAAUCCAACUAAUAAUAUAUAUUGACAUAAUAAUAUAAAUAAUUAAUU
Messenger RNA from Dinoponera quadriceps, 710 nucleotides. Its product is annotated as zinc finger protein 497-like. Gene Ontology annotation, biological process: regulation of transcription by RNA polymerase II. The transcript has a single exon. Lineage: Eukaryota; Metazoa; Arthropoda; Insecta; Hymenoptera; Formicidae. The record is from RefSeq and is a predicted model, not a curated record. Bases 222 to 521 code for a protein of 99 amino acids. Gene Ontology annotation, cellular component: nucleus. Gene Ontology annotation, molecular function: DNA-binding transcription activator activity, RNA polymerase II-specific; RNA polymerase II cis-regulatory region sequence-specific DNA binding.